AUGUUUGGUCUUAAUAAAUUUCAACCGCAACGUACUUUGACUCAAGAACCUAGCAUUUUCCUUCGUUUAAGGGUGACUGUAGCUUUUUCGAUCAUUUCUUUAUGGAUUAUUUAUGCCUGUUUCUUGUUGGUGCAAAUUAUAACCGAUCGUCCGGUGAUUGAUGUUGACACGUAUACCGAUUGCGGUAGAGAAGAUGGAGCUUUAUACAUUAUUUCGGGGGGAGGAGAAGAACCAAAAACUAUAUACUGUUAUCUUUUUUCUGGGAACGGUACUCUAUUUUAUGGAAAUACAACAGGCGGUAUUUGGAAAAUCGGAAUAUUUUACACAAUGAUCGACGCUGGUUUGUCAAACAGUACUAUAAAUGAAGUCGCAAAUAUUGUUGCACAAUUAUAUGAUCCAAAUAGCAAUACUUGGAAGCAUAAUAUUAAAAUGCGCAAUAAACUUGAAGAAGCAGUUUACAAAGAUACGAAACUGCAAGGUAGUAACUUUGCUGGACUUAAAAACUAUUCGACCAUUGUAAAAUUCAAACAAAAUACAUAUCGAUCAAUUUCUCAACGUGACAUUAAGAGUUACUUUGGCUUGUCAGCAACAUAUGAAGAAACAAUAAUACUGCCUUCUACUGUGACAUACUAUCCACUUAAAGAAAAUGCUGAAUUUGUGGGAAAAAAAUUUUCCGGCUUUAUUUCUAUGAAUGUUGAAUCUUAUAUUCACGAAGUCUAUACUGAAAGACGACUACGUACAGUACUAAACUCUUUGGGUGUGGCUGGAGGUAUUAUCGGCUUUUUCGCAGCAUUUUAUUGCUUUCUCUUUGGAGAUAAGAAAAUCAAGCCUUGGGGCUUUGUACAUCGAAUAUUCAGCUCACAACUAGAGAAAUCCACUGACGAUAAACUUACUUCGUCUUUGCUAAGUGAGUAUAACGAUAAGCAAGUUAAAAAUCACGAAAGACGUCUAAUGUAUUUGGAAGGAUUGAUUUCAGAUUACAUUAUAAAUACGUGUUCUUUAGAAAAAGUUAAAAAGAAAUUGAUUGAUGAAGAAAAUCUUUAUGAGAAAAGUGACGGGUGUUUCUUAGAAAUUCCUACGAGUGAUCAGGAAUUAUUUGGGAAUUCUACAGCUUAUAAGGAAUUGAUCCAAAACUUUAAAAUUGCAAAUCGAUAUAAGCC
Messenger RNA from Ambispora gerdemannii, 1160 nucleotides. NCBI's taxonomy places the organism in Eukaryota, Fungi, Glomeromycota, Glomeromycetes, Archaeosporales, Ambisporaceae. The record is from the annotation of a GenBank genome assembly.